AUGGCGUGGAAAGCCGCUUUGAAGAAUGCUCAUGAGAUGAGGAUUGAACACUUUUACAAAAUGGGCCAGGUACUUGGUGAGGGAGCUUUUGCACAAGUUCGCAUCGGUGAAGACUCCACUACAAAAGAACAGUUUGCAAUCAAGAUUAUAAACAAGGAGUCGUACGACGUUCGCGAAAUGCAGUUUAUCAUGCGGGAAGUCAAGAUUAUGAUGAGGAUUGCGCAUGACAACAUUGUCAACACCUUUGACAUUUUUGAUUCAAUGAAAUAUUUGCACCUCGUUAUCGAGUAUAUGCAGGGCGGCGAGCUUUUCGACAUCAUCGCCGAUCAGGGCCAUUUAUCAGAACAGCGCGCUUCCCAGAUUAUCCGCCAAAUCAUCAAAGGUGUCGAAUAUUUACACGACGUUGGCGUCGUCCAUUGCGAUAUCAAACCAGAAAACAUUCUUUGCAAGAGCAAAACAUGGCCUUUACAAGUCAAACUAUGCGAUUUUGGUUUGGCAAACUUUUACGACAAGUAUAGCACAUCUUCCAUGACUGCCAUGAUUGGAACUCCUGGUUAUGUUGCGCCAGAAGUCGUCCAACGAAAACCUUAUGGGCCACCAGUUGACAUGUGGGCCUGUGGUGUUGUGCUUUACGUCAUGCUCAGUGGACGAAUGCCUUUCUACGGAAAAGAUGACAUUGCUUGCCUGCGAAUGACAGCGACCGGUGAAUUUUCGUUUCCAGAUCGCGAGUGGAAGGACAUCAGUGAGGAUGCAAAAUCACUCGUACGUGCUCUAUUGCAGAUAAGCCCAGAAAAGCGAUUGACGGCCUGUGCUGCAUUGCAACACAGGUGGCUAGUGACACCACAGAACCUCAGUGACAAGCUGUUGGAGAAUGACCUCACCCAUAUUCAUUCUAAGACUCGAAAGAAAUUCAGAAAGGCUAUUUACACAAUACAGUCGAUGAACCUCAUGCGGGACUUGACAAAGAACGUGUCGCAGAGUAAGACAAACGAAAGCCCAGGCAGGUCCGGCUCGACAAACGUGGAUAUGGACGAGGGCUAAAUGGUCCAGUCAAUAUUUGCAUGUUGCAUGUGUACUUCAUUAUCAACCACGUAUCCUUGUGUGUAUUUGUGUAUCUUUUAAGCAAGUGCGUUGACGUUAUGCUACACGUAUGUGUCUGCACGUAUGUGUCUGCGUGUGUGGGUACGUGUCGUCCUGGAAGUGAUAUAGUAAGAAUGGUGCACCCACAACAAAUAUAUCUGCUCAAUCUUCCCACCUCUGGCCAGGGCCAUGUUCAGUUUGUUUCUCUUCUUCAUUGCUUUUCUUACUCUCGUUUCUGUUUUCGUAUGCAGUUUCGGAGUUAACCCACGUAAAUCUGCGCUCAAGGGGUUAGCCUCCCUCUGGCAGUUCAAAAUUGACAUGAAACCCAUCACUGAGUAUUGCCAAUACAGAGAUGAUGCCGCUAUUGUCUUCAUUUCUCG
This is a messenger RNA of Chondrus crispus (carragheen), 1460 nucleotides long. RefSeq names its product Calcium-dependent protein kinase. NCBI's taxonomy places the organism in Eukaryota, Rhodophyta, Florideophyceae, Gigartinales, Gigartinaceae. Bases 1 to 1041 code for a protein of 346 amino acids. The record is from RefSeq and is a predicted model, not a curated record. Gene Ontology annotation, biological process: protein phosphorylation. Gene Ontology annotation, molecular function: protein kinase activity; ATP binding. The transcript is spliced from 2 exons.